AUUUACAAAGUCAACAGUUUCUAAUUGAAAUGGGGACCCUACUGCUCCAAAGCAAUGCAUAUCCAAUCUGCCGUUUGUUCAGCCACGGCCGUUAUUUUGAAGAACCCAAUCUCGCAACAGGAGCCGUUGAUCCCAAGCUGAGCAUGAAACGAUUCUGGUGAUUAAUGACGGACGAAGAAACAUGUAGAACAAGAUGAAGAAGAAGAGAGAGUUAAAAUAGUGUGUGUGAUCAAAACAAGACAAAAAUAAGACCAGCACCACAUGAUGCCUUUGAUCAACUUUUUUGUUAAGCAAUCCCAUUUGGAUUAUCAUUUCCUUUGAAGAAAGAGAUCUCUGUUAGAGAGAGAGAGAGAGAGAGAGAGAGAAGAUCUGUAAGGCAGUGUUUGGUGUUUGGCAUUUACUCCUAAACACGCUAUUCCUUUAAUCGAUUCCUAGCAUUCUUUCUCUGUUCAUAAAAUAGGAAACUGUGUUUCUUUCUUUUGCUGAGUGGUAUUUGGACUGAGCUGUCCUUUGGAUCUCUGCUUGGCUUUUGUGCAAUUUACUUCUAAAUCCGGGAUAUUUCUUCGUGUUCUAUCUGCUAAACACAGCUGCUCGAUUUUGGGUAGUUAUAGUUAGAAACUUGAGUAUAAUACUGUAAAUGCCUUUGGUUUAACAGGUCAUUAGGGAGUGUUCUAGAUCUUGAUUUUGGCGACUAUGGCGGGAGAAUUUGAAGAACCCUAUAGCAUUAGCUUUCAGACAGAUUCUUUGCACUCUGGCUCCAUAUCAUUUGGAAGAUUUGAAAGUGAAGAAUUGUCUUGGGAAAGGAGGUCGUCUUUCUCUCACAAUAGAUAUCUUGACGAGGUUGAGAAAUACUCAAAACCAGGUUCAGUUAUUGAGAAGAAAGCUUAUUUUGAAGCCCAUUUCAAGAAAAAGGGUAUGCGGCUACCAGGUUCUUUUGAGGGCCAAAAUGGGAUGGAAUAUCAUAGUGAGAAUGCUGUCUUUGAAAAUGUGGGCCAAAAAGAAGAAGAUGAUAAUGCAAAUGAAAGUAGCAGUUAUCCUCGGUCUGAGGAGAGUGCACAUGACACUCUGGAAUAUACAGAAUUUAAUGAUGAAUAUGCAAGAGGUCAAUUUGAUCAUACAAAUAGUUGCAGCAAAUAUGCUCAUUUCAAUGAGAGCCCUGAAGGUUCAGAAUAUCAUGGAGAAUGUGAGGUGAAGGAAUAUGGAAAAAAAGAUCCUGGUGUUUUAGCUUCUGAAUCUCAGAUGGAAGCUGCUUUGGCCAAUGGUAAUGUUUUGGUAGGAGGUGUCUUUGAAGACAUUAAACCUCAUGUAGCACAGCAAACUGAAACUGGAUAUGACAAUAAUGACAGACAAGAAAUGGGAAUGAAAGGGAACCUUAAUGACAAUACUGCUAAAGUGGACGGGUCAUCUAGGCCUAUUGACCCAUCCCCUGACUCUGGAACAGUUGGUAGUUCUAAAACUACUUCUGUAUAUGAGCAAAAUCUUUCUCCAGAGGUGGGAUCUCCAACUGAAAGUAAAUGUGGCAAGUCUGGAUUGAAGUCUCAGGAUAAUAGCAGUCAAGUCCAGAGAAGCAACCAUAGUGAUGCAUCAAAAACAACUAUGAAGAAGCUAAAUAGGAAGGAAAGAGAGAGUCCACAAAAAAUGAAAUCAGAAAAAAGCUUACCACAAGCCGCCUUUCCAACCAGACAAAUGCAGCUCAGAACUCUGAAAAGAGAGAAAUUGCUCCAUAAUUCUUCUCAGGAUUCUGAAAUUUUUCAUUCAAGAUCAAACCUUGCAAACAAAAGUGACAGAGAACCAAAGAUAAGGAAAAGCACUGAAUCUGAAACGUCUGGAUCAAAGAAAGUUGAACCUAGAGCACGUCAGAGAGCUAAUGGAAUUAAGCAGACUGUUAGCUCAACUAAUUGGGACACUAGGACAAGUACUGCAGCUUUCAGUUUCAGAAGUGACAAAAGAGCAGAAAGGAGGAAAGAGUUCUAUAUGAAGUUGGAAGAAAAAAUGCAUGCGAAGGAGGCUGAGAUGAAUCAUAUUCAAGCAAAAACACAAGAAAAGACAGAGGCUGAGAUUAAACAAUUUCGGAAAAGCCUUAAUUUCAAAGCAACACCGAUGCCUUCUUUCUAUCAUGCUGCUACACAACCGGGCUUCAAUGGAAACAAGGCCAUAUUUUCUAAAGCCAAAGCAGCUAAAAUACAACAGAAGUCAACAACUCCAGCUAGCGGAGCUGCUUCAAGAUCUCAAUUGCUUUCCAAGUCUGGAAAUAACCAUGAUGUCUCAGGUGUCGAAUCUGUAAGAACAGCCAAUCUACCUGAAUCACUGGGGCCAACUGAUUGCCAUGAAAUAGAAAUUUCUGAAGCUGGUGAAACUCUAUCAGUAAACAGCAGCCACCACCCAGAAGCUCUAGUAAAAAGUAGUAGUGCUGGCAAGGAUUCUGAAAAGGUAAAGGAUAGUAAUUUGCAAAGACAGCAUCAGAGAAUGGUUAAAUGUCAAAGGACCAGAGGGUUGAAGGCAAGCCAAAGAAUGGGAAACGGAAGAACUAGCAGUGAGAUGGUGAGGAAAGGUGUUGAGAGUGUUGGAAUAUGCAGCAGUUCUGGAAUGGGUAGUGUAGCGGUUGGUGUGACCUCCUGAACCAAAUUAUGAUAUCGAUUGGCUGAAAGGUGCAAUCUCAUUUGCCUGUGAUGAUUUUUGCAUGCUAGCUGCUGUGUGAAUAGAAGUGCAAAGGGAUCGGUGCCACGAUCAUGUAAUGCCCCGCAUAUGCCACGUGAGCACCACAAAAAUCCCAACGAUCGCAAUUGAUUGAGGAGAUUACAGUUCCCUUGUGCCCUUGCUUAACAAAUGUGCAGGGGAUACUCUACUGCGUAGCUGGAAUAGGUAAAUAAUAAUGGUGGCUUGAUCACCGGGAGUGCUUGAACUUGCAAAUAGUCCUUGCUGGAGUCAUUGUACUGGGAUAGGGUAGCAGUGGGUGUUGGUGUUCGGUAGAAACGGUGACGUAGAGGAAAUUCAUAAAUAUAAAUAGUCAUUGAAAUGAAGCAAUA
This is a messenger RNA of Manihot esculenta (cassava), 3026 nucleotides long. RefSeq names its product protein WVD2-like 7. The record is from RefSeq and is a predicted model, not a curated record. The transcript is spliced from 9 exons. Bases 694 to 2619 code for a protein of 641 amino acids. Lineage: Eukaryota; Viridiplantae; Streptophyta; Magnoliopsida; Malpighiales; Euphorbiaceae.